AGUCAACCAUGAGGAUUCUCUCCUGUCCGUCAACUCUUGUGGCUGUAGUCGUGGUUACAUUCACUGUGGUGUCCUGUGCUGAAGCUAAGACCACACAGAAGCCAAAGUACCAGUACACGAAGAAGCCCAUCCAACACAUCACCGUGCACAGCCCUGUGACCACCAGCAUGCCGAAGACUCACAAGAUAGUGCCAACAGCAAAUCCUGUGGAGCCCCAGCCCCAGCCCGCCACAGAGAGGACCACCUAUCCAAAUCAGGUCUAUCCGCAGUACUACACAGAGAACACUGAGCCUCCUGGUGCUGGACCUGAGAAUUACACUCUGGAUUACAAUGAGUGCUACUUCAACUUCUGUGAGUGCUGUCCACCUGAGAGAGGCCCCAGGGGGCCAAAGGGAGACAGAGGCCUGGAAGGGCCACCAGGUGAAAGAGGCCUUUCAGGGGCAGCUGGUUUACCUGGACCACCAGGAAUGAGCGGUCCUAUGGGGUUAAGAGGAGACAAAGGGGAUAAAGGUGACAGAGGAAGCAGCGGGGUGGGUGGCCCACCAGGACUCCCAGGAAAACCAGGACAAAAAGGUGAAGUUGCCUCAAAAGGUGAGAAAGGUGAAAUAGGGUUGCAAGGUAUCAAAGGUGAGAGUGGGGUGAAAGGGGAACCUGGACAGAAUGGGAGUGCUGGUGAGAAAGGAGAACCUGGAAAAGAGGGGCCGGCUGGACCUCCAGGAGAGGCCGUUCAGUUGGGUCCUAAAGGAGACAAGGGGGAUAAGGGGGAGUGUGGCACGUUCGGGGAGAGAGGACAGAAAGGUGAGCGAGGGGAUCCCGGGUCUCCUGGCAUUCCAGGAGGGAUGGGCAUUCCUGGAAUAAAUGGCAAACAUGGGGCCCCAGGUCCUGUAGGCAUCCGAGGGGAUCAGGGACCUCCUGGACCACCGGGAGAACCAGGAUUUAGAGGACCUCAGGGACCACAAGGAAUAAGAGGGAUGCCUGGGCCAAAAGGGGACAGAGGUUACCCUGGGAUGAGAGGUGACCGGGGCUUUCGUGGACUCAAAGGAGCAAAGGGAUCAGGGGUUCCCCAGAAACGCUCAGCCUUCAGUGUGGGUAUCUCUCCAAGAAAGUCCUUCCCUCCCUCUGGUUUCCCAGUCCGCUUCGACAAAGUCUUCUACAAUGAAGAGAACCACUUCAAUCUUACAUCCAACAGCUUCACAUGUGUCCACGCUGGGGUUUACAUCUUCUCCUUCCACAUCACCGUACGCAAUCAGCCACUGCGAGCCACACUAGUAGUGAACGGGUCACGGCGGGUAAGGACCCGAGACUCUCUGUACGGUCAAGACAUCGACCAGGCAUCCACUCUGGUGGUGCUGCGGCUGGCGGUGGGUGAUCAGGUGUGGAUGGAGACGCUCAGAGACUGGAAUGGGGCAUAUGCCAGCAGUGAGGAUGACAGCAUCUUCUCUGGGUUUCUGCUUUACUCAGACAACAUUUGAUCCUCUGCUAAAAAACUCUUCCUCUGCUGGACUAUUUCAGCUUCAAAAGGACAACUACUGGUGGUGCUACACUUAACUCUUUACUUAA
Plectropomus leopardus (leopard coralgrouper) is the source of this 1560-nucleotide messenger RNA. RefSeq names its product otolin 1b (gene otol1b). The record is from RefSeq and is a predicted model, not a curated record. Gene Ontology annotation, molecular function: protein binding. NCBI's taxonomy places the organism in Eukaryota, Metazoa, Chordata, Actinopteri, Perciformes, Serranidae.